CACUGUAUCACAUGCACAUAACAUUCCCUCAAAUGGCUUCGCGAGGAUUCGCACUGUUCUCGUUGUGCUGGACACUUGACCUUUAAAUUACAAAUGAUUUUGAGCAGAAUAAGAAAUUUCGACGUGAAGAACAUGCAAUGAACUCGACCAGAAGAACUAUGAAGAGCUGUAAAAUAAUUUUGAGAGCUCAGAGUUUCAGUGAAGUUGUAUACGCGUCACUCAUAUAUCACUAUAGUGUCUGAGAACGUGCGUUCUUGUGCCAUGGGCUCCAUUUAUUAUCAGGAUUCAUGCAAAGUUAUCUGGAAUGAACUAGACAUGUGAAUCAUGUAGCAGUCGCUUGGAGGAGGAAUUACGCGUCUGCUGUCCUCGGCACCUGGAAUACCUGCGUGACAGGUUAUCCAUGUUCACAUAGGACGUCUUUUUAAUUUAUCUAUAUUUUUUUUGCAUCUAAGAUGGAGAACGGAAAAUGUGCUUUAUAUAAUCUUAUGUGAAACUCACAGGUGUCUGAGUAGAUCGUCUGAGAAGAGGAUGAGAUUUCAUUCCUAAUUCACAUGAUACUCUGGAUUUUUCGCAGGAAAUCGGAAUGAGAUCUGGCUGAAUUUUCGAGGGAAAUUAAGUAUCGUUCUAUUCAUUAUUACCAGUUAUUGCGUUAACAGCUGCACUAGCUCGUUUUAUUGAAUACUCGAGAUGGCCGCGAUCGCCAGUUCUUUGAUCCGACAGAAACGCCAGGCGCGGGAAUCCAACAGCGAUCGGGUCUCUGCCUCCAAACGACGCCCCAGUCCCAGCAAAGACCCUCGCUCUCUCUGCGAGCGACAUUUCCUGGGGGUCUUCAGUAAAGUCCGCUUCUGCAGCGGCAAGAAAAGACCUGUUCGCCGGCGACCAGAUGUGCCCUCGAAACCUCCACAGGUGUCCCGUAAGGGCGUCAGGCUAGAGCCGCAGCUGAAAGGCAUCGUGACACGACUGUUCAGCCAGCAGGGUUUUUACCUGCAGAUGCAGCCAGAUGGAACAAUUGAUGGCACCAAGGAUGAGAACAGCGACUACACUCUUUUCAACCUCAUCCCCGUCGGCUUAAGAGUGGUGGCCAUUCAGGGAGUCAAAGCAGGUUUCUACAUCGGCAUGAAUGCGGAGGGCUUCCUCUACAGCUCAGAGAUGUUCACACCUGAGUGUAAAUUCAAGGAGUCUGUGUUUGAAAACUACUACGUUAUCUACUCAUCCACCAUGUACCGUCAACAGGAGUCGGGUCGAGCCUGGUUCCUGGGCCUCACCAAGGAGGGUCAGGUCAUGAAAGGGAAUCGAGUAAAGAAAACUAAGCCCUCCUCACACUUUGUACCAAGACCCAUUGAAGUUUGCAUGUACAGAGAGCCUUCACUGCAUGAGAUUGAAGAGAAGCAACGCUCCAGGAAAAGCUCAGGAACCCCAACGAUGAACGGAGGCAAAGUGGUCAACCAGGACUCCACAUAGCAGGGCCCAAGCACAGGAGGCUGCUGCGGCAGAGUAGCCCCUUCCCCUCACCCUUGCACCUCCAACCACGGGAAUAGUACCACACGCUACAAGAUGACAAACUGAACUCUUGCCUGAGAAAACUUCUAGAAGAACACAGAGGGGAAAAAAGAUAAUUAAAUGUUAACGUUCCAGUCAGGAGUUGAACUCACAUUUUAUGCAAAAAAAAUUCAAAGUUUAUUUGAUUCACAACAAUAGUAAUAUUCUUUGUUUGGGGUUUAUGGUGUGAGAAAUGAGCUUUAAAACAUUCUCAUGUGUUCUUUUUCAUGUGAAUGCUCUAUCACCUCUUCAUGCUUUAUUGUCGUCAAGAAAAAUGGAAACCUUUCUCUUUUUGCUUAAUGUCAUUGCUUUUGAUUCUGUUUGUGGAUAUUAUGCAGAUUUGAGCAAGUGUUUCGGCUUUUUUUUUUUUUUUUUGGCCUGUUCAUUUUGGUAAGAGAUAAUAUCCAUGCAACACUUUCUUAAAAAGUCUUGCCCGCCUUGACGCACCUAUGUCCAGCACAAGUACACUGUAUGUGUGUGUGUUUGUGUAUGUGCGUGUGGCACUGCUCAACACCUCUAAACUGCAGCUUGGUUUCAGCAGGAGUGGGACAAUCUUUAUAACGAUGUACAGCUAAGCUUUAGAUGAAAAAUUGGUGAUUUUCUGUGAAUUAUUCAAAAAUUUCCUUUCACCCAAGCAAACUUAAGUAUUAUAUUUAGCUCAAAAUAUAACAAGCAACUCAGGAAGCCCUAGUCUUAGAAGUGUGACCCUGACACUAGCCCUGUCCAGUCAAAAGCACAAAGAAGGCCAGUUUGUUGCCCCUGUAGAGUUUUCCAGGAAGUUGACCUGGACAGGGUGGGUGGAUUGUGGACUAGAAGGAGUCUGGCAUUAAUAAGUCUUCCAGUAUAAAUGGCAUGAGAGUUGUGCCCAAAUAUGCACCAAUGAGGUAUAACAAAAUGCAGAGACUUAAACGCAUGAGUCCUCAAAAAAAUGUUUAUAGUUAAGUGAGAAAUGGUCAAAUGAAUAACAUGUAUGUGACAAAGAGUGUAGAAACAGGCACCCAAUACAAAGAUUGUCCAGAUCAAAUGAGUUUCCAGACAAGAAAACACUGUAACAGGAGUGCGUCCUUUCGCGAACAGACAAACAGAACUUUUUAUUUUUCAUGUUUGCAGAUGUUUUCACCUAAAUGAAACAUUAUCAUAUAUGCAUUAUGAAUAAUGAGAUGUAUAAAAUAUGCAUUGAUAUUAUGAAGCAGAAUGAAAUUAGGAUUGUUUCAGAAUAAAAGUAUGAUACUUAAAGCUUUCA
Messenger RNA from Ctenopharyngodon idella (grass carp), 2782 nucleotides. RefSeq names its product fibroblast growth factor 12a (gene fgf12a). The record is from RefSeq and is a predicted model, not a curated record. Gene Ontology annotation, molecular function: fibroblast growth factor receptor binding; growth factor activity. Gene Ontology annotation, biological process: cell differentiation; positive regulation of gene expression; regulation of cell migration. The transcript is spliced from 6 exons. The coding region runs from base 688 to 1461 and encodes 257 amino acids. Gene Ontology annotation, cellular component: cytoplasm. Lineage: Eukaryota; Metazoa; Chordata; Actinopteri; Cypriniformes; Xenocyprididae.